CUUCGGUUACGUCGCUGGCAACAUACAGCGUCCACUGGACCGUUCCCAGUGAUUCUCAGCUGCCAUCGCGUUCCCCUAUCCCUGUAAUGCGUCAACAUUCAUCCGGCCCCUGAUUUGACGUCCAUAGGGCCAUCAGAACCGCAUCAACCUCUCCCUGACGCGCCACCUGGUCCCUUCGAAGCACCCGCCUCUGCCCCGUCUGUGUGUUCAAGCCAUAUAUUGGUGGGUGAUUGGUGGCAAUGUUGAGCCUGGCGCUUCCCGCGCGAAAUGUGGAGCUGGACUUCACGCCGUUCGGUUACCUGCACCAGCGGCCGGUGGGUAGCGGACAGUUCGGGGCGGCACACCUCGUGAGCGAAAUCGAUGACCCCGAAUCAUACUGGCUCGCUAAGGUGAGCUGAUGGACUCUCUCUCUCUCUCUCUGUGUUGAGAGGCGUUCAUUGUGCCGUUAUUGUUGGUUUGUUCGUGUGAUGGGAUGGACGGGUGCAGGUGAUUGAUGUGGGUUCGUUGGAUGCGCGGGACCGUCAGGCGGCGAUGCAGGAGGCCGAGCUGCUCAAGAAGCUCGAUAACCCCUACGUCGUGCGGUAAGUGGAGAGAGGGAUGGAUGGAGGAGAGGGAUACUCAUGGGGCCAUGUGUUGGCGUGUAUGUGCUGUGGUGGGGUGGGUGCAGCAACCGUGAGUCGUUCAUGAUGCACUCUAAGCUGGUGAUCAUAAUGGAGUACUGCGAGGACGGCGACCUCUACGACCAAAUCGAACAGAGAAGCAGAUCGCGGAACCCCGAUCUCUUCCCUGGUGAGUGAGCCGUUCAUCCACCCACACACACACCUCUGCACCCGCACACGCGUGCAUGUGUCAUCGACUGUAUUGUGUGUGUGUUGUGUGCGACAGAGGAGCAGAUCAUGAAGUGGUUCGGGCAGCUGGUGUUGGGGCUCAACUACAUCCACAGCCAGAAGAUACUCCACAGAGACCUCAAGACGCGAAACAUCUUCCUCACCAGGUAAACACCCACACACACACACACACCCAGGCAUCUGUCCAGCAUGGCGUGUGUGUGUGUGUGUGUGUGGGUGUGGGUGUAUUAGAGAGGGCACUGUGAAGAUCGGUGAUUUCGGCAUCUCCAAGGUCUUGGUGGAGACCGUGGCCACCAAGAACCGCACCAUCGUCGGCACGCCACAGUACAUGAGCCCCGAGAUGUGCGAGAAUAAGCCUUACACGUUCAAGUCUGACAUAUGGGCGCUCGGUUGUGUGCUCUACGAGGUGAGCCGGUCCUUCAGCAGCAGCAGCAUCAUGGCGCAUGUGUCGGCAUCUCUCAUGUGUGUGUUUGUGGUGUGCAGUUGUGUUCGUUGCGUUAUGCGUUCUUUUCGGACUCUUUGUUGGGUUUGGUGUCCAAGAUAGUGUUUGAGAAGUUCGAGCCCAUCCCGUCUAGCUACUCGCCGUACCUGCAGGAGCUCGUCCGGUCAGAACCAAAGAGAGAGCGUUGACAGACGGACGGUGAUGGGUUCUGGGCGUGGUGCGGUGUGUUGUGUCAGCCGUCUGCUUGCCAAGGACCCCUCGAUGCGGCCCACACUCUCGUCCAUUCUCCUCGACGAAUCGUUCCAGGUACACAAAGACACAGACACAGACACACAUGCGGUUGACAAUGCCUAAUAUGUGGUGUGGUGGAUGGACGGAUGGCAUUCGGCAUCUGGUUGUCAUGUCAGGCGUUUUUGCCGCAGGAGGCGACCAUCUACAACUCGCCGACCUUCCGCAACCGGCGGCUGUCCAUCACGCCGCAGCUGCCGGAGGAGCAGUUCAAGUUCCUCAUCACCAAACUCAAAUUCAAAAUCGAAGCGCAGGUAGGUACCCAUGGCUUUCUCGUAUGUCUUCCUCGUUACACAUCUGUGUGUGUGUGUGUGUGUAGGGUAUGACAUUAUCCCAGGUGAUCCCGAUGAAGAGCCCCAUGCCGGGCAGCUGGACGAGGAAGGUCUCGCGCAUCGACGAAGAGCCACAGGCACUACAGGCAUGAACACACACACACGCCUUACACACACGCACACACACACACACACAGCUGCAGCACAUGAUAGACGUGCGUGUGUCUGUGCAGCAUCCCAAGCGGCGGGUGGAAUUCUUCUACGACGAGCGGUCUGAGGGCGAAGACCAGGCUGGCCCUCAACCGGUGCGCCCAGCCAUCUGCCCAUCCAUCCAUGCCAAAAGUCCCAUUAUCUCCAUUCUCUCCAUCUCCCUCCGUGUGUGUGUGUGUGCAGGUGCGCACCGGUUCAGCCGUCAAGAUCGACCCCAUUUCUCUGACCAUCCCCCGCGGACCCAACUCGCCAGCAGACUCUGACGACCAACACGUCAGUGACCUUUCCCCCUCUCUCCACCCACUUCGUCCACGGAUGCCCGAAGGUGUGUGUGUGGUGUGUGUGGCUUGUAGGAUGGUGAAGACCACACAGGGAGAGAGAGAGAGAAGGGCGGCGGGUCCAAGGAGGCCAACCCACAGGCGGGGGACGUCAGCAGUGGGGGGGCCGUGUCGCCCCCACCCACAGCACCGGCUGAAUACUUCAAUAUCAAGAGAGACGAGGAGGGGGCUCAGGUACGCUUAAGGUGCACAUCCACACACACAUAAUAGGGCGGACGGGUGUGUGUGUGUGGUGGAUUGUGUGUGGUGUGGUUGCAGAACGACCAGUGGCUGAAGCAGCCGAUCAGCCUGAGCGAGUUUGUGUUCAACCUGUCCAAUCGUGUGCCCAACCUGGGCCUCUCGGACAAGGAGAUCAAGAUGAUCUACCGAAGAGUCCAGGUGGGUAUGUUUAUGUUUGUCUGUAAGCUUGUAACCACCAGCCAACCAUCUCUAUAGCCUCUUUGGACCCUUUCUGUGUGUGUCUGUGUGUGUGCGCGCAGGGUCUGUCGCAUGCAGACCUGGUGGUGCGUCAGAUCCGUGACGCCCUGACCGACUCCCUCCCGUGGGGCUCUCUCUCUCUCCAAGAGGUUGGUGCACUCGACGAACGAACGAGCCACAGCGUCCGCACACCCAGAUGCCCAUCCAUCUUUGUGUGCGUCUGUGUGUCAGCUGUGUUUGAACAACCUUUCUCGGUUCGCCAUCGAGCAGGCCGGCGCCACCAUACGGGAGGAGUGCCACAAGCUGGACAGCUUCGAGCAGGGCUGGGUCAAGGAAUCUGACUUCAGGUACCCCCUCCCCCCAGCACCAACAGAGAGAGAGAGAGAGAGGGAUGCCUUUGUGUUAGGUGCAUCUUGGAGAAGGCGUUGCCGAAGCUGGGCAAGCCCGAGUUGGAGAAGAUCGUAUGGAUCGCCGACAAGGACUCCCACGGCGACAUCAUCUUCGACCAGUUCCUCAAACACUUCUUCUCGGUCGUUAGAAGAGUCUCAAACCUCCACCUAGGUAGGUGCCUUGCACCCGACCCCCUCCCGCCAUCCUCUCACCCCUGUGUGUGCUCAUGUGUGUGUGCGUCAGUGCAAUCGGUUGUGUCGGCAGCGGGCGAUGUCGAGAAGGCGCGCGCCUCCCAGCGGGGCAGCACAAUGUCGCCGCCUGGCGGCAAGCCGGGCCAGCAGAACAUGCCGGACACGCUUCUGCCGCCCAGGAGCAAGAGCCUCUGGACGAGCGGCGUUACUACAGGUGGCUGAGGGAGGGAGGGAGGGAGGGAGGGAGGGAGGCACGAGCAGACAGCACACACAACUCACACAUGGCUGCUGCAUGGUGUGGGAAUGGCAGAUUUUGACGACGGUGGCGUGAGUCCCUCUGCCGCAUCGCCGCGGAGCCCCUCGCUGCUCUCACCUUCGCUCGUAUACCGGCGAUCACGGUAAGCACCCACACCACACAGACCUGACUGUCAGGCGGAAGUUUCUCGCCCACUCCCUCCCUCCCUCCCUCAGAGUGAUUCGGAUGCCUGACGAGUACCUGGGUCUGGUGCUCGCCCGGAUGCGCCGCAAAAUCCGCAGCCAGAAGCUGCGGAUGGAGACCCUCUUCGUCCGCUUCGACGCCUCCCAGCCGGACUACCGCCCGUCCAUGAUGGUCACUGACGAGGACGACCAGCGACGUACGCCACAUAUAUCCACUUCCCCCACCCCUCCCCCCACCAGCCCCCACACACACAUGGAUGGAUGGAUGGAUCAGGCAUGGCGGAUCCCGCCCAUCUGCUGCACGGCAUCCAGACCAUCACAGAGGGAGACGAAGAGGACCAUCACGAAGACGAAGAUGUCGACAAGGAGGAGAGCGGCCGCCAGCGCGAGAAUGAGCAUGGCCACGCAGCAGGGAUGCAGUCCGACACAGCCAAGUCCACACCCACUGGCAAUAGGGCGAGGAAGCGGGCCGUCACCAUCGGCGGUAUUCUUCACAACACCACACUCACACGCAUGGACACGAGGACAGGGCCCACAGGGGUUUAUGUGUGCGUGUGUGGCGUGAUGUGUGUUGUGUGUUGUGUGUCAGGUGUGGGCCGUCUGUCGUUGUCUCACCACGAGGGCGAGUUGCGUUCGUCGAGCAAUAGUCCGCUGGUGUCCCUGGACGACCUGAAGGAGGCCGUCAAGGCACACAACCUGGAGAUUUCCAAUGAGGUGGGCGGGCUGCACACACAGACAAAGAGGAAAGUGUUAUGUGUGUCGUGUGUUGUGCCUGCGUGUGUGAGCGUAGGAGUGUGAGCUCUUGUUCAACCGCCUCGACCAGGGCCGCCCGGGCUUCGUAGCCGUCGACGAACUCAUUGUGAGUCCAUCCAUCCAUCCAAUCAGCGCGCGUGGCAAUGCACCCACCACCACCUCUCUCUCUCUCUCUCUGUCUGUGUGUGUGUGUGUGUGACCUACCCACACCAACAGGCCCAGAUUGAGAGCGAGGGCGGCAAGCGUCGCGAGGCGGCCGUGGCAGCCGAGCACUGGGCGAGGGAGCUCUUCACAUGGGUCGACGAGUAAGUAACACAGAGAUCUCACAGACUCGCAGAGAAAGAGAUGACCCGAAUCCGAAUGUCUCUCUGCGCGUGGUGGUGUGUGUCUUGACGAGCUCAGGGGGUUGAAGAAGCGCAUCUGUGACGCGUUUCGCGCGUUCGACCCCGAUCAGAAGGGCUACGUCAACAAGAGCUUCUUCCGAACCGUCAUGCACCUGUUCUUCCCUAAGGUGCGCAAACACACACGUACACACACACAUGGGCACCAUCUCGUUCUUCUGUGUGUGGUGUGAUUGGUGUGUGUGGGCUCAUGUCAUGCAGCUGUCGUCGGGUCAGCUGGACACUUUGUUCAACAUUGCCGACAAGACGUGGGACGGGGAGGUCGAGUACAAUGAGUUCAUCAACGGCGUCCUCAACCUCGGUACACGCCACACACCACUGCACCUAGCCCCCCACCCUGUGUGUGUGUGUUGUGGUUGCAGCGAAUUCGCCGACGAUGAGUCCGGCUGCCAACCAGGUGGUGUUUUCGCCGAGUGCCGGUGGCAGCAGCGGCUCGCACCGCAGCUCGUCCAUCACUUCACAGGCAUCCUCCGCCUUCAACUCGCCACUGCACAGCAAAGCGAUUGAAUCCGCUUCCUCACCGGUCAGUCAGUACUCGGCACACACGUGUGGUCUCUUCGCAACGACGUGUGUGUGUGCGUGUGUGUGUGUGUGCAGAAACAGUCUUCUCGCAUCUCACAGAUGGACGUCCUCUUCGGCGCAAUGAUCGAAGGCAGGGUCGCACACCACCCCUGCACACACCCCAAAGCAGACACACCCCUCUCUCUGUGUGUCUGUCUGUCUGUCUGUCUGUGUGUCAUCAGGUGUGCUGGUGGAUGCUGGUCGCGACGGCAGGCUGGACGACAUGUGUCUGACCUCUGGGCUGGAGCGGCAGGACGCCGCAACACUCGGUUCACAGCUCAACGCCCUCAGGGCUGUGCAGGACGUUGUCGAGCAGCUCCAGAGAGAGAGAGAUUGGUACGCCUGUGUGUCUGGGUGUGCAUGGGGGUCACUCGCCUGUGUGUGUGUGUGUGUAGGUCGUGUGUUGUGGUGACGGAUAGAGGCGACGAGGACUCGUUGAAGGUCCGUCGAGGCAUCCCCCACACACACGCAUCGACACACACACACACACACACUUCUGUCUGUCUGUCUGUCUGUGUGUCUGCAGGAGUUGAGCAAGGAGCGUGCAGUGCUGGACGCGUGGCUGACCAAGAUGGACGAGGCGCUGUCCUCGUGCAUCCUCCCCCACUUCCACACCAAGAAGAAGCCGCCCCCCACACAUUCACUUGCCGCGUCGCCCCAGACCAAACAGCCUUCACGCCUAGCAUCGCCACGCAAGACCCAGGCGGCUUCACCCCGUGGACGAGCAGUGAGCGACCCCCUCCCCCCUCUCCCACCAACUCUCAACACAUACACACAUCUCUCUCUCGCUCUGUGUGUGUGUGUGUGUCAUUGUCUUAGGACGGUUUUAUCCGUCGCAUCGGCGAGACUUUGCACGAGAAGGAGAUGUACCAGCAGAUGGAGGCCGCCAGGGAGAAACGCAGACGAGAGGCCGCCGGCGAGAAGGCUGCCGGCGACAAGGAGGGACACACACAGCAAGAGGCCUCUGGUGCCUCGGCGGCUGAGUCGCCCAAGUCGCCCAAGUUCAAGCUGACGGGGCUGGCUGAGCACGAGCAGCCUGGUUCGCUGGCGUCGAUGGCGGCGACGAGCGUCUACACGGAGAGCGACGAGAGCAUCUUCGACACGGGCGCUGGUGACGCACACAAGAGGCGGAGAGCCUCUGGGGAGGAGGAUGAAGAGGAGGAUGAAGAAGAGGAUGAAGACCAAGUGAGUGGGCUAUAUACCUUCUCUCUCUCUCGCAAAGGAAAUCUCUGGUUCUGUCGUGUGUGUGUGUGUGUAUGUGUGUGUGUGUAGGGUGAGGAGCAGUGCGACUGCUGGGUGUCGUAUCUGCCGGAGCUCAUGGCAGACCUCCGGGCACACCGGCAAGCCGUGGAUCUGAUGCGCCAGCAGAUCACCGAACACCAAACCGACAUCACCUGGGCCGGACGAUUCGCCGCCACGGCCGGUCAGUCACUUCCCACACACUGCCACGUCAGUCCAGAGUGCAUCUGUGUGCUGUGUGCAGGGUUCUAUGGUAAAGUGAUCUUGGCUGCGACUGCCUGGUGCAUCGGCGUGAUAUCCCAGCUGCUGGCGCCCAUGACCGUCGAGGCUGAGGACUACAGACUCCUGUGCCUGCUCAAGGAGCAGGUACACACACACACACAUACCAAGACCCCCCUGUGUGUGGGGGGGCUCUACUGCAUGCCCCUCUCUCUCUCCGUGUGUGGGCGUAGCUGGGCCGCGAGCGUGGCUUCGUGUGUGCGAUGGGCUCCAAGGCGUCACUCAAGAGAGACUGGGACGCCGCGCGGGUGUUUGCAGGUCGGUAUCGUGGCAACAAACACCGCCCAGCCAUCCCAUCCCCACCGCGAGUGUCUGUGUGUCGGGUUAUGUAUGUGUUGUCAGAGAUGGUCGGUGCGCGUCGUUUCCUGAUAGCGUCACUGCGCGGCACGUCGUUUGCCGAGGUCAAGGCUUUGGACAAGCUGGAGCGGGUGGAGGACGCACUGUGGAAAGUGCAGGGCAAAGUCAGGGUGAGUUGCGCGCCACACCACACCACACCAUUAUACGCACCAUGAAUGGCUGGUACCCGUCCGUGUCUGUGUGUCUUCCAUCCAGGCUGCCAAGUGGUUCCAGGUGGUGUCAGCGGUCAUCGAGUGCGUCACCAAGUCGCAAAACGAAACGCUCAGAAAGGUGCCUAGGCACACACCUCAGCCCUCACCAACACACACCCAGAGCAGUGAGGUAGCCAGCCCAUCGGCUCCCUCCGUGUCUGUCUGCACCGUGUGUUACGUCAGGUUGAGAAGCUCUUCCCCACGGCCGUCGAGACCGCCCUUGCCGAAACACCCGGACCAGCAGCGGCAGCAGUGGCACCCUGACGAAUGACCGGGCGCGGUUGUUUAUUGGCUGAUUGAUGGGUUGCUGGUGUGGGUGGGGUGCGUGAGUGACAGCGACAGUGGCGUGGAGACACACACACACAGACACACACACACACACAGACACACACACACGGGCGAGGAGGCACCAAAGGGGGCCUCCUCGCCACAGGUACAGGGGGCGGGCGCGUGGGGGUGGGUGGGAUGGUGGGUGUCAGGUAGUGUGUGCUUUGCUCUUUCUGUGCUUCACUGCCACCAUUUGCUGUGUUGUGUUGGUUCUCGCUUACCUUACCUUACCUUACCUUGCAGCGUUGCGUGUGCCAGGUCAGGUGUAUAUCAUGAAUGACAUGGCUGGGCGUAUGCGGCUCGCGUUGCGUUGCGUUGCGUGUGAGAGGCCAUCCCCCAUUUCUUCGGCUGCGUGUUGCGUGGGCCGUGUACAUCAAUCACAUCAUUUGGUGUUUGGUGUUUUCCUCCCUGGUGCGUGCCGUGCCGCCUUUGCUCUGUUCCAUCCAUCCAUUUGGCUUGCGAUGCGAGGACUGGUGCUUUGUGGCGUUGCUGCCUAGCUAUAGGUGGGUGAGUCGUUCGUUUGUGCGGCCGUGUAUGGUGCAUUCAUUCACGCACUCACACACGGGUCAAGUCGUGUCGCUCUAUGGCGUAUGUGGGUGUUUUGUGAGAGAGGGGUCAGUAGACGAGGGAGGGAGACCCACCACCCUGACCAGUUACUUCAUUCAUUUGUUUAAGUAAUUCCGCU
Vitrella brassicaformis is the source of this 8627-nucleotide messenger RNA. Lineage: Eukaryota; Vitrellaceae. The record is from the annotation of a GenBank genome assembly.